CAGCAUUGGACUCUGGUGACUUUACCUUAACUGGAGCUGGGUUGCAGACUUUUGUGGGAUCACUGCAUGUAACUUAUGUUUCCUGAUGUCUCGGAGUCUCAGGCUGGCUGGCAACAUCUCCCAGUGCUUCUACAGGUAUCUCGCCCAGCUACAAAGUCAUUAUCAUCCCCUGAGUUAAGGAUCAGAUGCUAAUCCCUUGCUAUGGCACAGCCUUGCAGAGCCUGCCCUUCCCUCCUGAGCAAGAGGAAUCACUGACCAGCUUCAUCUGUCCUGGCCGGGGAAAAGAUUUCAUGAGACGCAGAACCAGUUACUUGCACUUGCAAAUGGGAAUUUGGAGCAACGUUGAAGCAGAUACAAAAAUCAUUGUGUCCGACUGGAGCAAAAUCAUUGACAAGUCCCCAAGGAUGAAAUUCCAUGCCAAAGUCAUGCUUCCCUCUCAUUGGCUCUUUCUGGCCUACGUGCUGAUGUUGUGCUGCAAACAGUUGGCUGCGUCCAGUCUCCACUCCCGAGUGCAAGCAGGCUAUCAAGUAAAGCAAGGGACGUGUGAAGUUGUUGCAGUUCAUCGAUGCUGUAAUAAGAACCGAAUUGAAGAACGAUCACAAACCGUGAAGUGUUCAUGCUUCCCGGGGCAGGUUGCUGGCACCACAAGAGCUAAGCCAUCUUGCGUGGAGUCUUCUAUCGUGAUCCAGAAGUGGUGGUGUCAGAUGAAUCCCUGUAUGGAAGGAGAAGAUUGCAAAGUGUUGCCUGAUCUUUCAGGUUGGUCCUGCAGCAGCGGAAACAAAAUCAAAACAACCAAGGUAACACGGUAGCAAAUAAGGACUUUAUUGCAGUACAAGAUCGGAUUGCUGAAGAUUAUCAACACAUCGAUAUUAAGAUUUGCUUUCAAUUACUUUUUGCCAGAUUAAAGAAACUUUGGACUUUUAAGACUCCAUCUUCUCUUUUGUUUCCUGUUUGAAGAUAUUUCCUGAUAACUUGAAAAGAGACAUAUUCGGAUAGAUAAGUCUAUCCUGAUCGAAAUACUCAAUGACAUAAUAGUAAGAUUCCCAAGGGGAAAAGCAGACCGAGUCCAAUGUCUCAGAAUUUGGAUUUGGUGGACAUGGACAUUACAAAGACAACAACAAACUGUACCUUGAAUAUCCAAUCUUUGCGGCAACAUGAUGGACAAUGAUGUUAUUCUGUUCCCAAUUUGCAAUACCUACAGUCGGACAUUGGCCUAAAACCAAAAUAACUGUAAAUAAAUCAAGACUUUUUCUUUAUCUUCCUAUUUUUGCUGUCGAUAGUGGUGUAAUAAAUAGCUUGAGUUUCCAUUUCA
Messenger RNA from Xenopus laevis (African clawed frog), 1312 nucleotides. It is a transcript of the gene tafa4.L, whose product is annotated as chemokine-like protein TAFA-4. The record is from RefSeq and is a predicted model, not a curated record. NCBI's taxonomy places the organism in Eukaryota, Metazoa, Chordata, Amphibia, Anura, Pipidae. Bases 186 to 809 code for a protein of 207 amino acids. The transcript is spliced from 6 exons.